CGCUGAAACACUCCGAUCGACGUUCUUCCCCAGUCAGCAACUCACUCUCGGUACCCAUCGUCCCCGGACUUGCCACCCCUCCUCUGUAAGGCUGGUUGAUAUAGAGUUAGUGGGUGCCUCUUCCGGUCUUUUACGAGCAGCACAUGGGCGACCUACCUCCUGGCUCACGGCCUCAAGCCAUGGACCAUGCGACGACUAGCUUCGCGCAUGAUGGAAGCACACCCACUUCUUUUUCAACAUCGCUCAAACCUGCCGACACAGCUUCUCCGUUUCACACCCAGCUCAGCGCCCUCCCCCAGGGUCAGCUUCGACAAGACCACCGCUCACCCGCGCAUUCGACCGGACAUUAUCCAUCUCAAGAACACAGCGCCUCGAUGCUUAACAUGGGCGCAAUGACUGGAACGUUGCCAGACUUCAGCGCUGGUGACGAUUCCUCACUUAACGCCCAAACAGUGCCACGCUCGCUUUCGGGCGCAUCGACAUCAGCCGUGGCCUAUCAUAUUGGCCACAACCUACAAAUGCAGGGCAACAUACCAUCACACUCACUAUACGGUCCUGGCUUCGCGGCUGGCCUGCACCAACAAUCUUUCAUGCCUCAGCAUGGCUCUCAGUACAGCGCCUAUCCGUCUUUCACUACCAACCAAGCUCGUCCGGCUGGUGCGGCACCAAUGCAACCGCCAUACCAGAACUACCAGCAGGCAUCGCACUACAUGUACUACCCAGCGCCUUAUGGGCCCCAGGGACACUACAACCCGGGUUUUGCAGCGCAAGCUCCGCAGAACCAAACAAUGUAUGGGAGAAGAGCGAGCUUGUCAAACAUGGGUAUGCAAGGACAGCUUGCGGACUAUCCGCCUAUUGACAGUCACUUUCUAGGCCCUCGGAUGCCUACGACAAACUUCCAGAGUGACCCAUCCACGCUCAUGACCCCCUAUGGCGCCCAGUUGGCACCGUCCCCGGGAGUACCUCGCCCCGGACCUGUGAGUUCUAUCCCGCGUGGGCCACCGCGAAAGCCCAAGCAAUCUGGACAUGCCCUUUGGGUCGGAAACCUUCCUCCUGGAACCACCGUGGUUGCUCUCAAGGACCACUUCUCCCGCGAGGCCACAAAAGACAUUGAGAGUCUGUUUCUGAUCUCCAAGAGCAACUGUGCGUUUGUCAACUAUCGCACAGAGGAGUCGUGCACGGCUGCAAUGCACCGGUUCCACGAUUCGCGCUUUAAUGGUGUGCGACUAGUCUGUCGCCUUCGGCGCAGUUCAGCCCCAGCAUCUGGCGUACCUACAGCCCCUUCGGCUAUGAUGGACCAACAGAAGAACACUUCUCGACCAGCAACACCAGUACAAGACGGCGUCUCUGAUGAUCUUGCUGGAGGGGCUGUCGAGCCUCCUUCUCAAAAAGCAGCCGACAAUGAGAAGCCUCCUUCUGACACCACCAACAAAUACUUCAUCGUCAAAAGCCUUACUCUGCAAGACCUAGAGCUCAGCGUCAGAAAUGGCAUCUGGGCCACCCAAUCUCAUAACGAGGACGUUUUGAACAAGGCUUUUCGUACUGCUGAGAAUGUAUAUCUCAUCUUCUCAGCCAAUAAGUCGGGCGAAUACUUUGGUUACGCCCGCAUGGCGUCACAAAUCCUCGAUGAUGGCUCUUGCGUUAUAGGUUCGGCGCCUAAACCCGAAGCCAUUGUGGAUGCGCCAGAUGUGCCUAAAUCCAUUGCUACUGCAGCAACAGAGUGGGCGCCGCGAGGAAGGAUCAUUGAUGACUCUGCGCGCGGCACCAUCUUUUGGGAGGCGGAGCUCUCUGAUGGCGAGGGAGAAGAAGAAGACAAGGAGAAGGAAGAAAAAGAAGCCGGCAAAACGGACAAGGACGAAGCAGCUCAGCGACAAGUCGAGGUGGACACCUCGGCCGUUGCGCAGAGCUGGGGCAAGCCCUUCAGGAUCGAGUGGAUUUCGACAAACCGCCUUCCCUUCUAUCGCGCAAGGGGUCUCCGCAAUCCAUGGAAUGCCAACCGCGAAGUCAAAAUCGCAAGGGAUGGCACCGAGCUUGAACCUAGUGUUGGCGAGCGCCUGGUGCAGAUGUUCCACCGCCUUGGCCCUUCUACUGCGGGCGCGCCUGUGAUGCCCGUUGGACCCGGUGGCAUGGUCCCCCACAUGCGACCAUUCUAAAGCAUGCGCUUUACUUGCAUAGUAUCAGGCGCUGUGUUUUGGACAGAGGCAAGCUUCGAUUUGGUGUCUCUGCUAGGCAGCGACACCGUGUUGAAGUGGGCUUAUGUUCUCACGUGUUUGAUAGAGACGACAUUUGACGAUGGGAUGGCUUUCACCAAGGGAAACGAGAUCACGAGGUGCGUUGACUGGUAAUGCUUGGAUCAUGUGGGUGACCAGUUUCUCUUCCAUCCAUCGCAUCGCACUGGUUCCCUUUUUUUUACUCGCAAUGUUCGCGCCGUUUGAUCCUUCUAUCCCCUGUCCUUAAUGUAACAUAUUUUCCUCGCUCGCCUUCCUUAGCUCUCUCUGCCUUGUGACGCCAUGCAGUCACGAUCUGCCUCGUCAUUUCAUCCUCUGCCAUC
Exserohilum turcica Et28A is the source of this 2551-nucleotide messenger RNA. RefSeq lists its product as uncharacterized. Bases 144 to 2153 code for a protein of 669 amino acids. Gene Ontology annotation, biological process: mRNA splicing, via spliceosome; regulation of alternative mRNA splicing, via spliceosome. The record is from RefSeq and is a predicted model, not a curated record. NCBI's taxonomy places the organism in Eukaryota, Fungi, Ascomycota, Dothideomycetes, Pleosporales, Pleosporaceae. Gene Ontology annotation, cellular component: nucleoplasm. Gene Ontology annotation, molecular function: mRNA binding; N6-methyladenosine-containing RNA reader activity. The transcript is spliced from 4 exons.